AGUAUUUCUCUUUUUUUUUCUUCUGUUUUUUUUUUUUUUUUCAAACUUCGGUUUCUCCGUCUUUCUUGGAGACAACGGCAGCUGUUUCUUGAUCCAUCCAACCGAAAUCCACCUUCUGCUACGUUCAUUCCAGCACCGUCUGAAUCCCCUUCAGCUUAGAUUUCUCCGAUGGCAGCUCCUUCACCAACUCCCUUUUCACGGCUCUUCAAUUCUUCCGUGGAUGCUUGCCCAACUUCCUUAAAGACAGCAACUAUCCUUGGUCCUAAGCUGAAAUCAGGAGAAACUGAGCAGGCCCAUCUGAGAUUAUUGACUUCUUUUAAGCAUUUAAAAUUCAAGGCGUCAAAGGAACCUCCAGGACUGACUCAGCAACUUGACAAUCGCAAGCUGGAAAGCUUGACUGAAAGUGAAAAUGGGUGUGAUUUGUUUGAAGAUCUGAAACAUCGAUUUCUGAGAUUCAAAAGACGUAAAUUCAAGGAAAACUUAGACCAUUUUCAAAAUCUUGCCCAGGGUCAAGCACCAAAGUUCAUGAUUAUUGCUUGUGCAGACUCUAGGGUUUGCCCCUCAAUUAUCCUGGGUUUUCAACCUGGGGAAGCAUUUAUGGUCAGAAAUGUAGCAAAUCUGGUGCCCACAUUUGAGAGUGGACCCUCAGAAACAAAUGCUGCAUUAGAAUUUGCUGUAAAUUCUCUUAAAGUUGAAAACAUAUUAGUCAUUGGCCACAGCUGUUGCGGAGGCAUUCGUGCACUUAUGAGUAUGGAAGAUGAAGUAGAUUCAAGUAGCUUUAUUAGAAGUUGGGUUGUUGUUGGAAAGAACGCAAGGUUAAUCACAAAGUCUGCAGCUUCCAACCUAAGCUUUGACCAGCAGUGCAGACACUGUGAGAAGGAAUCGGUCAACCAUUCCUUGUUAAACCUGCUCACUUACCCAUGGAUUGAAGAAAAAGUGGCUGAAGGAGCUCUCUCUUUGCAUGGUGGCUACUAUGACUUCAUCGAUUGUACAUUUGAGAAGUGGACACUGGACUUCAAGGCAAGCAACAGGGAGAAAAAUAGCAGAUUUGCAGUCAAAAACCAGUUUUAUUGGUGCUGAAUCUGGUGAAGAAAAAAUAGCGAUUUAGCUGAUUUCUGUUUCUGCCUGGAGAUUGAAACCGUAAAAAUGUAAAUGAGACACUAUGGUCCCGUUAGGAUACAGAAACGGUUUAAUCUCAUCUCAUAUCAUCAUUACAAUUUUA
This is a messenger RNA of Juglans microcarpa x Juglans regia, 1222 nucleotides long. RefSeq names its product beta carbonic anhydrase 5, chloroplastic-like. The coding region runs from base 169 to 1080 and encodes 303 amino acids. Gene Ontology annotation, molecular function: carbonate dehydratase activity; zinc ion binding. The transcript has 9 exons. Gene Ontology annotation, biological process: carbon utilization. The record is from RefSeq and is a predicted model, not a curated record. Lineage: Eukaryota; Viridiplantae; Streptophyta; Magnoliopsida; Fagales; Juglandaceae.